AUGGUCAAGGAAGUCGUCCAACUCUCCUAUUGCGCGUUUGAGACAUCGGCACCAGGUACUGCACAAGGAGGUGCGUUCUCCAUGCAUCCGCUUGAGAUUUCAGACGGUUUCUCUCCAAAAGUGAAUUUGAGCGAGGACUUUUUGAGGUUCGUGUCCGUGUAUCUCUUCACUUCUGCUGGACCCAGAUUGCGGGCAGGGGCUCGAAUUCAGAAGGAUCUACGCACUCUACAGACGGAGGCACCAGAUGUAUUCUCCGGCCUCACGACCAUCGCUUCACCAACUGGUAGUUCUGGCUCUGCAUCCGACACCGCCGCCGCCGACCCUGCCACCACUCCAGCGUCCAACACGAGAGGCACCGACGCAAAAGCAACCGCAAUUUCGCAUCACAUUAAACACUGCCAAGUUCCGUGUGGCGACCAGCGGAGGCUCAUCUCAUCAUCUGUUAGUACCAAGAACCCAAUUCAUGUAGAGGAUGUGACGAUAUCCUCGAUACAAAUGAGGCAAACAGGCUUCUCUAGGAAUACUCAGUCAGUCAAGAGGGUGCGAGUGGUUGAGGAGAUGGGGGUGUAG
Molecule: messenger RNA, 570 nt
Organism: Mesocestoides corti
Lineage: Eukaryota; Metazoa; Platyhelminthes; Cestoda; Cyclophyllidea; Mesocestoididae
Source: the annotation of a GenBank genome assembly